Molecule: messenger RNA, 5001 nt
Organism: Alosa sapidissima (American shad)
Lineage: Eukaryota; Metazoa; Chordata; Actinopteri; Clupeiformes; Clupeidae
Product: ubiquitin thioesterase zranb1-B-like
Exons: 11
Coding region: 533-3049 (838 amino acids)
Biological process (GO): protein deubiquitination involved in ubiquitin-dependent protein catabolic process; cell migration; positive regulation of Wnt signaling pathway
Cellular component (GO): cytoplasm; nucleus
Molecular function (GO): K63-linked polyubiquitin modification-dependent protein binding; cysteine-type deubiquitinase activity
Source: RefSeq, a predicted model, not a curated record
GGUUUAUUUUGGCUUUUCCCGUUUCCCCAUCGCCGCCAUUAGACUUAGACAGCUCGGCGGUCAGAGAUGGGGAUUAAAAUAAUUUAAACCACAGAAACACGGCCUUGAAUACUGUCUAUUUGGGCUACAAUGUACGGCUAUCGCCGAACUGGGAAGUGCGGAGGAAACGUAAAUAUGGUGCUGUUAGAGAAAUGAGGGUGUAGGGGGAACUCGGUGUGGGACUGGACAGGGUUGGUGCGGAUUGGGUUGCGUUCGGAAAAGGCUGUAAGGCCAGAGGAACAUAUCGGUGCUGCAAAGGACUUGUGGUUGCAAAGAGAAGAGUACAUAAACAGGAAAAGGUGGGUUGCAACUGGAGUUGCAGGACAAGAAACUUGGUCCAUUCUGGCUCCUUUCUCACUGCGACUGCGAUUCUGUGACUUGAAGCACAUUAGUGCCAGUGUGUGAGCGUGUGUGUGUGUGUGUGUGUGUGUGGCCAGUGUGAUCUCCUGCCGCGGGGAAGGGGAAAGUGGUGCGAGGCGGCGCCGGAGCGAGGAUGAGCGAGUCGGCCGUCAAGUGGGCGUGUGAGUACUGCACCUACGAGAACUGGCCGUCCGCCAUCAAGUGCACCAUGUGCCGUGCCCAGAGGCCGGGGGGUCCCAUCAUCACCGAGGAGCCCUACAAGAUCAGCCCGGCACUGGACGCCGGUCACUCGCCCGCCUGGGACCCGCCUGCACUGGUCGGAGUGGGCUCUACCACGACGGGCACCACGCAGGGCGGAGGAGGCUCCAGCCUGCUCAUUUGCCCGGACUCCAGCGCUCGUCCGCGGGUGCGUUUGGCUGACGAGGCUCCCGAGAGCAUCACCAAGUGGUCUUGCCACAUGUGCACCUACCUAAACUGGCCUCGCGCCAUUCGCUGCACGCAGUGUCUCAGUAACAGGCACCAGCAGCAGCAGCAGGGAGGCGCUCAGUCUCCUCCACCCCCUCCACCUCCAGCGCCCCGGGCCAGAAGUCCCGGUGAGACGCCUCAGACCUCCAGCACGCCCGGCGUCCCUCCCCAGCAGCAACCCCUGCAACAGAGGAUCUCCCCAGUCCCCUCCGCCAUCGCCACCACCACCACCACCACCACCACCACCGCCCCCACGACCACCACUACGCCCCAGCAGCCCCCACAAACUCCAGACCCAUGCGAGGAGCGCAACGACCGCAACCGGAUCAACGCCACGCAGCACCACCACCACCACCCCCCCGGCGGCACUGGCCAGCACUGGCCCUGUGCCGCCUGCACUUACGAGAACUGGCCCAAGAGCCGCCGCUGUGCCAUGUGCGACCACCCGCGGCCCAACCACCUCACGCCACCCUCCGGGGGCUCCCCCGAGCCCAGUGAGCCUGGCAGCGGUGGAGUCGGCGUUGGCACCACGGGCAUCGGCGGCACCGCAGGCACCCCCCUCUCAGCCCUCAGCCCGCCACCGCUGACGACCUCCUCGCCCACGGUCAACGAGCAGGACCGCGAGCGCUGGCGGAUAGGUGGCGGCGUGGGCUGCAGUGGCAGCGGGUCCGGCGGCACCAGGCGGGCCUCGCCGCCAUCCUCGGGCCGAACGCCGGAGCCUGAGCUGCGGACGAUGGAGUUCCAGCGCAUCGAGCUGGCGGCCGGCGGGGUAGGGGUGGGCAGCGAGGAGCAGGAGGUGGACUUUAAAAAACUCAAACAGAUCAGGAACCGCAUGAGGAGGACAGACUGGCUCUUCCUCAACGCCUGCGCAGGGGUCGUGGAAGGGGACCUGGCAGCGGUGGAGGCCUACAAGUCGUCGGGCGGAGACAUUGCUCGUCAGCUGACCGCAGACGAGGUACGCCUGCUGAACCGAUCGUCCGCCUUUGACGCUGGCUUCACACUGGUGCACUUGGCCAUCCGCUUCCAGAGGCAGGAUAUGCUGGCUGUCCUCCUCACAGAGGUGUCUCAGCAGGCGGUGAAGUGCAUCCCGGCCAUGGUGUGCCCUGAGCUUACAGAGCAGAUCCGCAGGGAGGUAGCCGCCUCUCUGCACCAGCGCAAGGGAGACUUCUCCUGCUACUUCCUCACGGACCUCAUCACCUUUACACUACCAGCAGACAUCGAAGACCUUCCCCCUACGAUCCAGGAGAAGCUGUUUGAUGAGGUGCUGGACCGCGACGUACAGAGAGAGUUGGAGGAGGAGUCACCCAUCAUUAACUGGUCGAUCGAGCUGGGCACGCGGUUGGACAGCCGGCUGUAUGCACUGUGGAACCGCACGGCAGGGGACUGUCUGCUGGACUCGGUGCUGCAGGCCACCUGGGGCAUCUACGACAAGGACUCGGUGCUGCGCAAGACACUACACGACAGCCUGCAUGACUGCUCACACUGGUUCUACACGCGGUGGAAGGAAUGGGAGUCGUGGUACUCGCAAAGCUUUGGACUACACUUCUCACUACGGGAGGAACAGUGGCAGGAGGACUGGGCUUUCAUCCUCUCACUGGCCAGUCAGCCUGGGGCGAGUCUGGAGCAGACACACAUAUUCGUCCUUGCACACAUUCUCCGCAGGCCUAUUAUAGUCUACGGUGUGAAGUACUACAAGAGUUUCCGUGGCGAAACGCUCGGCUACACGCGUUUCCAAGGGGUGUAUUUGCCUCUGCUAUGGGAGCAGGGCUUCUGUUGGAAGAGCCCCAUUGCCUUGGGUUACACGCGCGGGCACUUCUCUGCACUUGUUGCCAUGGAGAACGAUGGCUACGACAAUCGCGGCGCGGGCGCCAACCUCAACACAGACGACGACGUGACGGUCACCUUCCUGCCUCUGGUGGAUAGCGAGAGGAAGCUCCUGCACAUCCACUUCCUGUCCGCACAAGAGAUGGGGAAUGAGGAGCAGCAGGAGCGUCUCCUGCGUGAGUGGCUGGACUGCUGUGUGACUGAGGGCGGUGUGUUGGUGGCACUCCAGAAGAGCUCGCGCCGCCGCAACCACCCGCUCGUCACCCAGAUGCUGGAGAAGUGGUUGGACGGCUACCGGCAGCUCCGCCCCUGCCCCACCCUCUCCGACGGCGAGGACGAGGAUGACGAUGACGAUGAGUGAAGAAGACGAGGAAGAUCUGAGUGAAUCUGCCUUUUCUCAACAACAAUGACAAAAAUGACAGAGAAAAGCCUGCCUCUCUCUCCUUACAUAAACACUCUUACACAGACGUACAUAAACACAAACACAACCUAAAUAGCAUCCUAAAAACCAGAGACUGUUGACAACCUCUUCUUUGCUGCAGAGCAGGGUAUGGGAUGGUCUGAUAAAUAAAGGAUUCUAGUUUAUGAAUGCUAACAAACUUUCUAGAGUUUUCUGUCUCUCUUUUCCCAACGUGAAAUCUUUACCCAUAAACGUAGUGCAUGUGGCUGUUAUAAAAAGAAGUAAGGAUUAUACCAGCAUUUUAAGCAAAAGCAAAAUGACAAAACCUUUAUACUGGUUUAUAUUGGACAGUUACAAAGCACAUUUUCAAUUAUUUUAUAUCAUUUUCUGGUCAAAACAUAAUUGGCUUUUCUAGAAGGGGAGGAUAACUGAAGUGUACAUAAUGUCUUUGGGCCAUCAAGAAGUUGAGUGGAGAUUGUAAAGUAUAGGGACUUCAUAAAACAGUGCACAUUCAUCACAAAUAAGAUUUAUAUAAAUAGCACCUCAAGUAAAUAUAAUUUAUCUUUUUUUUUUUUAAAGGAGACAAACCCCUCUUCAACCCUGAAUCCUUCAGGGUUGAGCUUCAGUCAUCCAUUUGAUCCUGUAUGUUUACUUUACAAUUUCAAGUUUUGUUUGUGAGAUUUUCAGUGAAAAAAGGAAAUUGCAUUAUUUCUUUCUUUUUAUGUGUGUGUGUGUGUGUGUGUGUGUGUCUGUGUGAUUUUUGUUCUUGUUCUUAUUGAAGAUUUUUUACAGAUGCCUACCUGCUGGAAGGACAGAAACAUGCUUGUAAGCAUCUGUUAGAGUUUACCUGAGUUUGUGUCUAUCAAGUACCUCAUGUGGAUGCUAAAAUUUGGUGCUUUUACUUUGAAGAGGAAGGAAUGUGGGGCUCUGUACAACACUAGUGUCCGUUAGGUCUUGGAGCUUCACUCUUGUCUGUAGCCAUUCACACACAUUUCCUGCAGGUCCUGUUAUUUCUUGUAAAUCACCAAGGUAACUGUUUCUGUGUGAUGUCUGUUGCAUUUCUGUCCACUUGUCAGACAUUUCCCACAUGUGUUUAAAGUAUUUAAAGGUGCAAUGUGUUGCUUCUGUUGUUGAAAGAAAAAAAUGGUAGUUUGUUUACACCUACAGCCAAUGAAAAGAAUGUUUUGCAGACCUUCUGUGCACUCUGUAAAGCUUGUUUUUUUGUUUCUUUUCUGUUUUGUACACUGUAUUUGCAUUUGUUUGGCUCAAAGUUUGGUCCCUUGUAAAUGAAUGCAUAAAACAUUGCCUGAAACAGGAAAACAGAUUUCAUUCAUAGAGUGCAUUGAAGAUGUCAAAACUGUUUUCGACAACGCAAAACAUAUUACUCUUUUAAACAUUUGGGAAAACUAACGUAUUUUGAAAUCUAUUUCAGAUAUCUGAAUUUUAUCUUUUUUUGUUUUCUUUUGUUUUUUGCUUAUGACUGGUUUUAAACUGUCUUGUGUGAUGGGUGUACGUUAAACACUUAAUUUUAACCAAAGUGAUCAUUAACCCAGGUUUGUGGGACAUUUGCUGUGAGAUAGACCCUCUUUGUUUCUCUUUGCCAUGGAUCACAGUACUGUUUUUCAGCCCUCCCUGAUUGUGUGUGUGUGUGUGUGUGUGUGUGUGUGUGUGUGUGUGUGUGUGUGUGUGUCCCUUUCUAGUCAAACAGUUAUAUGGACAUCACUCGUGUUUCUGCUUUGUAUGUAUGCAAUAGAUGCUCUUGUGACUAUGAUGGUAUUUGGGAUUAGAUAAACGGUGGACCUUGUUGGACAGGAGCAUAAAACGAGGACACGACUUAUCAGGAAAAAAAAAGAAAGGCAAAAUGUUUUUGAAUGUCCACUUCUAAAGCCUCUAUAAACCUUUAUCAGAGACCA